CAGCAGAGGCAUUGCUUCUCUAUACAACACAGAUUUCAGAUCUCUUGUGAUGUCAUCUUGUGCGAUGCACUCUCAGGCCAAAAUGUUCAUGGUCAGAGCUCGUUAUGUGUAAUACCUGAAGCAGAUGUUCUGUAAAACGGAACUUCAUACUUCAGUACCAAAGAUGCUGUGACAACAUUGGCUUCAUCUCUGAGGAACAACAAGUGAUUUAUACGACAAUGACGUAACAUCACCUGGCUCUUCGCAUAGUCUGUGAUGGAGAAGGUUCCAAACACGACCACACCGACGGAAGUAGGCAGUAGUGACGUCUCCACAAGAUCCAGAAACUUUAGUACGAGUGUCUUCCUGCCGGCAGACUCUGACGGGGGGGUGGACCAGGAAAAGGGGGUCGGCGGUGUCGCCGUGACCCCUCAGGACAUGGGUUCGACAUCCAGUAAGCAGUCUAUUACAACAACAUUGCCUCCCUCACCUACACCGACGCCAGUAACCGACAACUUCACCGAGUUCACGGUGUGGACCGAGGAGUUCUGGAAUUCUUCAGCGACGCCAACGUUAAGUUUGCUGGUGACGACGCAGAUAAACCUCGCAAAUGAUACAAAUGUGUCAGUGGCCACUGAUUUGAUUCCCGAAGAGGGCGAUGCUUCCUGUGUGGAGUGGGAAGCAGCUCAGCAUAAUCUCUUCCAAACGGCUAAUCUCUUCUUCGCCGCAGCUUUCAUUGUUCCGCGCAGUUUUAAGCAGAGUUUACUCCUCCUCAGAGCGUUUCUGUGCGUCGGGUUUUUCCUGUCGGCGCUCUGGGCCGGUAUCCACGUCUGUGCACCGGACGCGUUCGCCUGGAGCGUCGGUUUAGUUUUCCUGAACGCAGUGCACACCGCCUUGCUAGCCUGUCGCUUCCUGCCUCCGCCUCUAUCCCUGGAGCUCACUGAACUAUACCUGAAGCUGUUCAAGCCCCUGCGCGUCAGCAAAAAGCACUUCAAGGAACUAACUCGCGAGGGGCAGUUGAUGCAUCUGGAACCCGGGGAAACGUACGCAGUGGAGGAGGUCACUCCGGCAGAUGAGAGGUUGUCCGUGCUCUUGAAAGGAAAAUUGAGGGUCACGUGUGACGACAUGCAUCUCCAUUACGUCCAGCCGCAUCAGUUCAUCGACUCUCCGGAGUGGGAAGCGAACCAUGACAACAGCGAUGACGUCUUUCAGGUGACAAUAACGGCAGAACAGGAAUGCCUCUACAUGUGCUGGCCACGCCUCAAACUGGAGCGGGUGCUCAGACAUCGGCCAUUACUCAAAGUGGUGCUCUCCAACAUUAUAGGUAAGGACAUCACCCACAAGCUCUACUCGCUGAAUGAACACCUGGGGGCAGUGGCGAACAGCGAUGCAGCAAGUAAUGCCCUGGGGCGUCAGCCGGACCAUUGGCGUGCGAUGAACCGCAGUUUAAGCGUGGAUGCGGUCCACACGGGGACCAGAGGUCACGUCCGGUCCCUCGCUUGGCGGGCGCAGCAACAGCGUAGAACCUCCGCAACAUAUUCCGACAUGUUUCUAUCCCUAGGAUCUACAUCACCCUCAAGACUUCAGCAGCAACAGUGCUGGGUCCCAGUGGUAGCCAACCACUUCCCCGCAAAUUCUCCAUUUUCCACCUACCCUCACGCCGUUAUCACCACCACCGCGGCCGCUGCAGUGGCGACAGUGGUCACGGCCGCAACUACCUCUGCCGCGCAGCAGUUCACAGCCUCACCGCCUAUAGCGCUAGUACCCGUCGUAGUACCAGUUCUAGCGCCGCCACCGGCCCCGAUAAACACUAGAUCCAGAUCUAUUCGACGAUCAGGUGGCCGAGAGGUAAAGUUCGAGACGCCUGUCUGACGUCAGCUUCCAGACGUGGGAGAUGACGUCUGUAAAGAACUCAUCCCAUAUACAAGCAGCAAUUCUGUACAAACUGAUGUUCAGCUGUUUACUUUCCCCCGCGUAAUUUAAUAUCACAGUUCUCUAGUUCUCUAUGAAACAUGUGGGGUUCAUAUCAUCGGUAGCACUCCCAGAAAAGCAAACUUAGGGACAUUUUAGUAUCCUUGGAUAUGCUGGGGCCCUGUUUAAAAUGAAAACAUAUGUAUCUACGAAGGAAGUUCCCAUAAAGGUUGAAAUAUUUUUUAUAUUCAUAAAAUUCGUGCACAAAAGAAAGUGACUUGUUUGUAGUGUAAAGAUACUUGAAUACUGUGAAAAUUUCGUAAACUUGAAACCACUACCAGCGAAGCUUAACGAAAAUACAUUAAUGUGUACCACGCAUGACUCUACUGCCCCACAAGGAUUAAUGGCACAAUUGUAACUUCUCUGACGUAAAAGGAACACAGUUAGUUUUAAACUGAACUGAAAAUGAAACCGUGAAUGGUUCCCGAACUUAUAGUUCAACACACAUCUAGAUUAUUUACAAUCAAUGUAAACAGAAACUUUAUUAAUGUUCUGCUGGAGGAUGUCGUUUUGUACUUUGUGCUUUUUGUACUAAAUGUUAUAAAAAUAUAAGAUCAGUGAAAUGAGAUAUAUAGUAAUAAUACGUUUCUACGUUGAGAUGUUCUUAGGUCCGUUGUGAUGUGUUCAGAAAGUAUUCGUAUAUUUAAUGUGAUUGAGAGACUAGACCUUUGUGUAGGAGCACUCCAUGAAGCGGAUAUUUCAGGGUGGCAUCAAGAUGUUCUAAAUUCGCAUUUAAAUUUCUUUGCAACAUCUUUGUAAAACGGAAAACUCACUGAGGCUCCGUUUCCAAUGGUUGUGUAAGACUUUACUAUAUAAUGUUAUCUUAUCAAAGUAACUUUCCAAAAGUACAUAAAUGAUUUUAUAAAUUUGUAAUGAAGAUAAGUGUACAAUGUUGUCGUAAAAGUUUAUUCCCAGCUCUCUUUUAAUUGUAUUUCUAAUCUGAAUUUACACCAUUCAUUCUUCGGUACAUACGUAUAUUUACGAUACAAACGCAUCAAACUGAAAUCUCAAGUAAAGAAGAACAGUCACUGAUAAGAACACCUGAGGAAUACGUCGUAGUAUUUCUGAAGUAAUAUUGUGAAUGAGAGUCCCUAUGUAUUUUCUCUGGUACAAAUAUGAGAUUAUUACGUAAAUUCUGGUAAUUGAAGAGUAAUAUGAUUUCCAGGCAAAAUCAUUUACAUUAAAGGAAACUAAUGUUAAGAGGUUUAAAGAUGUUGAACAAAUGUGUGUUUUUAGACUGAUGCAAAUUUGAGACAUUUUCCAUCGUCUCGUUUUGGUUUGAGAGGUGCUCUGAAGCUGGUCUGUUCACAGCCACCACGUAACAAUAUGAAACUAACUAUUAUUUCAAAACAAUGGACCCGCAACAGUAGGUUUAAUACUUUACUUAAAUAAUGGCAGAAAACGAAGCUUCCAAAACACUAAAUUUCUUUAAAUCUUUGACUGUUGAAACUCACUACAGAGCUACGUGCUGGAAAUGCGAAGGUUGUUUGGGUUAAAUGCCAUUAUAUAUAACAAUUCACAACACUGUCGUAGAUUACCAUCGAACUACCACAGACAUAGACAGCAAGAAAGCCCGUUAUUUUCUACAAAUGCCAUUUUGUAUAACACAUAACGCCAUCUGUUGACAAAAAUACUCUACUAUGUGAUCAAUAUUGAGCCGAUCUCUUUGGUCCCGAUAGUUUUAACGCAAGCAUGCCGAGCCGAAUUCGUCUGAUAGUGGGGCUCAUAGGGUUAAAAAGAAAUGUGAAGUUGGAAAGUGUCCGAAGUAUGUGUCAGUUUAAACGUUAACUCUGUGUGCUUCAUUUUCAAUUGUCGUUUCUGUUUAGGCUCGCUUAAAUCAUAAAUAUAAAUCUGUUACUUAAAAAGAAAAAUAUUAUAUACUACACAGAUGCCUUAAAUUAUCAAAGACUGCAAGUUAAGGGAAGUUGUGCAUGUAAUAUUGCAAGAUAUAAAAUAUACAAUAGAAAAAUAACUUGCUUUAAGACAACUAUAGGGUGGAUGAAGAUUAAUGUAGAUUGCAAAAAAAAAAAUAAAUAAAUAAUAAAAUGAAAGGCGUCUACAUCAUGGAUAUGUGUAUCUGCACAAAAAACCGGGUAAGACCUAAAUUAUAUUGCACCCGUGAACUGUAAAGGAAGCCACCAAUGGCGGGCUUCUCUUCUAAUAAUUACAUAAUAAGCACAUCACGUGUACUGAACCCCGCGAACUACACAGAAAUUGUGUUCUAUGUUAUAAUUAUGUUGUGUAACAAAUUCUUGUCGUCAGUAUAUGUUGACCGUAACACGAUGUGAUAGUUGUUGGGCUUUCAAUGGAUUCACAACAGGAAAUAAUCAUUUGCCUAAACCUGAUGGUAUAUUUGUUGUUUGUCACAUUGUAUGGAAUAAGUAUUUUGCAAAAAUAAAGAUUUUGUGUAUGGAUUAGGCCUAAUUAGGACCAUAUAUGGCCUCUAGAAUAUUGUCCAAGAAGCAAAAGCAAUGGUAUAUGUCUCUCUUAGACUGGUGAAGAGUUGUGUGUUGUCAAUAUGAUGUUGUGAUAGUAGAAUGUAUCAGAUGUAAAGGAAUUCUGAUAGACUAUUACUUUUUGUCUGUAAUUUCUGUUCGAUUUUGAUCAGGUUAGUGGUUCCCAUUUUCCCAGGGACAAACCAACAACAUAAUGUUCUCCGCAUAUCACGUUAAGUUGACCUGUCAUAUAUUUUGCCCAUUACUUUAAGUUGCAUCCAAAUAAGUUGUUUCUAUGUUACAGAUAGUUAAGUAUGCUUUUGAGGAUAUCUUAUUAUGAGCUGGACGUCUGUUAGUUUAAGUGACUUACGAAAUACUCUAUAAAUAAGUUAUGGCAGGUUAUGAACACACCAUGUUCAUCCUAAGGCAGUCCUAUAUCUCUAUAAAUUAGAGAGCAAAACAUAUUUAGUAAAGGAAAAUGAUGUCAUAUACAUAUAAUUAAUCAUCAAAAGAGCUUAUGUACAUAGUUAUUAAGGGUAUAUAAUAUAACUAUGUAAAACCUGUGAAAGAAAACUGUCAAAGAUUGAAAAUACUGAUACGCUCUCAGCUUUUUGUGCUGGCAAUUUUACAAAUUAUGGUCUUCUCUGUUGUAAAAUUUUGUAGAUUUGUAGGCGUUUAUUGACAUUUCGGAGCAAGAAUAUACCUUCAUCUUCAGGGUUGAAAUGCGUAAGGUGAGGAUUCAGUUUGGUUAUGCUGGUUGUAAAUAACACGCUCCUUUCAAGACCACAACAGGCUUACUGUUUUAGGUCACAGAAGCGAAAUAGAACUGUAUCAAAUUUGGUCAUAUUAAAUCCCAAAAUGUUGCUUUUGGCUGUCUUUCUUCAGAAUUCCAUUUCCGUCCAGUGACUGAAACAAGUAAUGUGGCCCUAAAAUGGGCCGCUUCCAUAUUCACCGUUCCUAUUGGCUCGGACCGAGCUCCACUCCCCCCUCUAGCUCUGAGUGAUGGCCCUCCUUUCAAGCCGCCUACCUAAUCCACUAACGACAGGGCGUGAUCUAAUGUGCUGAGCCUGAACUGACAGAGGCCUUAUAUAUCAUCAUCAUCAUCAGUAAUCUGUCAAGACGACAGGU
Molecule: messenger RNA, 5513 nt
Organism: Cryptotermes secundus
Lineage: Eukaryota; Metazoa; Arthropoda; Insecta; Blattodea; Kalotermitidae
Product: blood vessel epicardial substance-A
Exons: 7
Coding region: 256-1851 (531 amino acids)
Cellular component (GO): sarcolemma
Molecular function (GO): cAMP binding
Source: RefSeq, a predicted model, not a curated record